AUGCCGGGAUUGCACGUUCCACCUAGUCCUGGCAACUCUCGAGCAUCUGGUGUUGUCUUGCGCAUUUUCUCCCACAAUACCGCUUAUUUUAAAAUGUCUGAGUUUGUCUGCGAGCAGUACGUGCGCCGCUACCUUAUGUCUCAUAAUUACUUCCGGACUUUAACCGUUUUCGAUGGAGAAUCGUCUGCAAAUAACUUGGGUGGUUGUUUCCAGCCAUCGAAAAUCGUUGAGAGUAUCAGUAGAGCAAUAGCUGGUUUAGACUAUGAGACUCUUGAAAACAUAUGGAAGGGUCUUGGAGACAGUUUUUCGUCUCAAUUAGAUCGGCAAAACUCUGCUAAAUUUGAGUCUUUGAAAGCGUAUACAUUCAAGGCCUUGCUGUGUGCGGCAGUGAAAUCCAAGCAAAUAGCUUGUUUAAACGAGUUCUUUAGUGGUCAAAGGAUGUUUGAUUUGUCAUCGUCCGCAUGGCUUCACUGGUCAGCCUUGCCAUUUAUAAAGGAGCCAGCAAAGCACAACUUAUUUAGUCGGUACUUCACGAAGACUUGGCUGGACGUUCUUUUUGUGUCCCUAUGUAACUUUCUUUGUGUUCUCUUUCUGUCACUUCCGCCCCCUUUCAAAAAUGCUCCUCAAGAGGAUGAAAUCUCGGUCUCAAGCGCAAACCAAUCAGGCCCAUCACGCACCAAUAUGGAGGCAUUGGAUGACUUUGUCGAUCUGCCAGCAGUUCGUGCUGCUAAACAGCGAUAG
Echinococcus granulosus is the source of this 741-nucleotide messenger RNA. RefSeq names its product WD repeat-containing protein. The coding region runs from base 1 to 741 and encodes 246 amino acids. Lineage: Eukaryota; Metazoa; Platyhelminthes; Cestoda; Cyclophyllidea; Taeniidae. The transcript has 5 exons. Gene Ontology annotation, biological process: early endosome to late endosome transport. The record is from RefSeq and is a predicted model, not a curated record. Gene Ontology annotation, molecular function: phosphatidylinositol 3-kinase regulator activity. Gene Ontology annotation, cellular component: late endosome membrane; early endosome membrane; extrinsic component of endosome membrane.